GGAUCGUAAUGAAGACGACGGGCAGAUUGUAAGAGAGUUAGUUCCUACUGAUGAUGGCCAACGUUUGUUCACUGUUGGUUAUCACAUAGCGAUAAAGACGGGCAGUAUUAAUGGUGCCAGCUCCGAUUCGAAGGUGUUCGUAAAGCUGUACGGAGAGAAAGGAGACACCAACAAGAUGCUGCUGGUCGUCUCCGAUAACGACCUGGGGAACUAUUUUGAGACGGGACAGACGGACAUCUUCACCAUAGAGACCUUUGACAUCGGCAAGAUAAACAGGCUGCUGAUUGGCCACACUAACGAGGGCCUGCGAGCCGGUUGGUUCCUGGACAGCGUUCAGAUCUGGGUCCCGGUGCACGGCGUGCAGUACAUGUUCCCCAGUCACCGCUGGCUCUGCAAGGACGAGGCCGAUGGGAAGGUGGAGGUGGAAAUCUAUCCGAGUGAGACGCUGGAGAUAGAGAAGCUGAUCAAUUAUGAGGUUACCGUGGUGACCGGAGACGUGUGGGCCGGAGGGACGAACGCCAACGUCUUCCUGCAGAUUUACGGCGAGGAGGGAAAAACCGAACUGAUUCAGCUGAAGAGCCGGUCCAACAACUUUGAGAGAGGAACCACUGAGAUCUUUAGGAUCGAGGGCCUAGAUGUGGGACGGGUCUAUAAGAUCCGAAUCGGUCAUGACGGCUCUGGGAUAGGGGCUGGAUGGUUCCUGGAGAAAGUGGAUGUUAAACGGCUGGUCAUGGCCAUGGUGAAACCAGAGAAGAAAGAGGAAGACAAGAAAGACAAAAAGAAGAAAAAGAAGAAAAAGGAGGAAGAAGAGGAAUCCCCAGGAGAACUGAAGGAGGUUGUUCGAACUUUCAGCUUCCCGUGCGGCCGAUGGCUCGCUCGUGAUGAAGAGGACGGAGAGAUCCUCGUGGAGCUGCGUGCUGAGGACUACGAAGAUCUGGAGGAGAACUCAUAUGAGGUUCAUGUUUUCACCGGGGAUAUGAUGGGGGCCGGGACUGAUGCGAGUGUUUUCAUCGACGUCUACGGAGAAAUGGGCGACACAGGCGAGAGAAAACUACGCAAGUCAAACCACCUGAACAAGUUUGAGCGCGGACAGGAGGACGAGUUCACCAUCACCGCGAUGGAUCUGGGGCUCCUGAAGAAACUGAGGAUUCGGCACGAUAACAAGCAGGCUAAUGCUGCGUGGUAUCUGGACCGCGUCGAGAUCUUUGACACGAAGGAUGAAACCAUGUAUUUUUUCCCCUGUCAGCGCUGGCUGGCGGUGGAUGAAGACGACGGGCAGCUGGGCCGUGAGUUAGUGCCCGUAGACGAGGCUUUCAUGAAGAGAGACGAAGAUGAAGAAGAGGAGUCGUCGCCUGCUCAACUCGGACUAGAGCAAAAAGCCAUGUCCACCACGUUCACAAUGAGAGUAAAGACCGGGGAGAAGAAGAACGCCGGGACAGAUGCAAACGUUUACUCUAUUCUUUACGGGACCAAAGAUGACACCGGUAUCAUUAACCUGAAGGCGUCGAAGAACCACAGGAACAAGUUUGAGUUGGGACUGACUGACGAGUUCACCAUCGAAGCUGUGGACAUCGGAAAACUCAAGAGAAUCCGCAUCGGACACGACAACGCAGGUGCGUCUCCAGGCUGGUUUCUGGACUGGGUGGAGAUCGACGCUCCGUCUCUCGGUCAGUUGCUGCGCUUCCCGUGCGGCCGCUGGCUGGAUAAAGGAAAAGACGACGGCGCCAUCGUCAGAGACCUGUACCCUAAUGAGCUUCAGACAGUGCUCUACACUCCCUUCGUUCCCUACGAGAUUAAAAUCUUCACCAGCGAUGUGUUUGCUGCGGGAACGGACGCAGACGUCUUCAUCAUCCUGUACGGGCAGAACGGAGUGUGUUCGUCUCAGAAGUCUCUCUGCGUCAACAAGAGAGAGAGGAGGAUGUACUUUGAGCGAGGAGCGGAGGACAUGUUCAUCGUGGAGGGCUCCGAGACGGCGAUAUUCCCGUGUGAGGGAUGGCUGGCUCGCUCGGAGGAAGACGGCGAGACGAUUCGAGAGCUGGUGCCGUCUGACAUCAUCGUGGAGAAACUUUCCCGAGACGGGACCCUCAAAGUCAUCGAGACCGAGGUGGACGACGCGCUGGAGAUUCACACAUAUACGGUGACGGUGACCACGGGAGACGUGUAUGGAGCAGGAACCGAUGCUAACGUGUUCAUCACUCUUUACGGAGACAUGGGAGACACUGGAGAACGCAAACUCAGCAAGUCUGAGAACAGCAACAAGUUUGAGAGAGGAUCGGUGGACACCUUCACUCUGGAGGCCGUGGAUCUGGGCCAGGUGUUUAAGAUCCGCAUUCGUCAUGACAACAGCCUGCUGAGUGCUGAUUGGUACCUGGAACAGGUGGAAGUGCUGGACCAAGAUACGGAGGAAGUCUUUCUGUUUUUGUGUGAGCGAUGGCUUUCGAGGAAGAAGGAGGACAGACGGAUCGACAGGGUGUUCUACGUUAAGGGGUAUGAGGGAGAGCGAGAGACCGCCUUCUGUCCAAUUAAAAAAGUGACAAAUCUGGACAGCAACAUGAACAAGAAAAACAAGAAACGACAUUCAGAGGAAGAAGAUGAAGAAGGAUCGUUGAUUCCCUACCACUUCUCGGUGACGACGGGGUCAGACCGGGAUGCUGGGACGAGCAGUCGAAUAUAUGUCAUCAUCAUAGGAAAGAAGAACAAGAAGACCGAUCGCCUCUGGCUCGACUCGGGCGGGAAAAGCGCAUUCCUGCCCGGAUCCUUGGAUUACUUCACCUGUUACGGAAGUGAUGUCGGCGACAUCAAGAAAGUGCAACUGGGUCACGACGGGGCGACUCCGGAGAGCUGCUGGUUAGUGGACGAGCUGACCGUGGAUGUGCCGACCAAAGCGGUGCGCUACGUGUUUCCCUGUAAAUGCUGGCUGGCCAAAGACAGAGGAGACGGUCUGACCGCCCGCUUCUUAGAUGUGCAGGACGCAGAAACCGUCAACAUCUCACAGAAGGUGAUCUACGAGGUAACGGUGAUAACAGGAGAAAUGCAGCACGCAGGUACGGACACACAGAUCUAUAUGACUGUGUUUGGAGUUUACGGCACGUCAGAGGAAAUGCUGCUGCCAAAACUAGAGGACAGGUUUGAACGAGGGCAGAAGGACACCUUCAAUCUGGAGAUUGAGGAUAUCGCUCCUUUGAGAAAGAUGAGAAUGCGUAUAGAUGGUUCUGGAAGCAGACCCGACUGGUUCCUGGAAAAGAUUGAACUGCAUAACCUGCAGACGGAUGAAGUGGCGUUGUUUAUGUACGAGGAGUGGCUGUCUCGCUCGUUCGGGCCCAAGCGAACGCUCAUAUGUGAGAUGCCUGCGGUCAUAAAUGACGAGGAGAUGGUGGAGCUCACCACCUACACCGUUUCUGUGAAGACCAGCGAUGUAACCGCGGCCGGAACCGAUGCUAACGUGUGGAUGAUUAUUUUUGGAGAGAACGGCGACACCGGGACGCUGACCCUCAAAGAAAGCAACAACACCAACAAGUUUGAGCGCAAACAGACCGAUACGUUCCGCUUCCCCGACGUCCUCAGCUUGGGCGAGCUCUCCAAAGUGCGCGUCUGGCACGACAACUCGGGUCCUGCUGCCGGGUGGCACCUGGAGUACGUGGACGUGCACGAUGACAUCUUGGGGAAGAAGUUUCGUUUCCAGUGUGACCGCUGGCUCGCCAAGAACGAGGACGACGGGCAGAUCAUGAGAGAGCUGGCGUGUGCCAACAACGAUGCAGUGGAUUUUGAUGAAAAAACCAAAUAUGAGAUCUUGGUCACGACAGCAGAUUCAUCUGAUGCUGAAACCAAAGAGAACGCCUGGAUUGUACUGGAAGGGAAGAAAGGACGUUCCAAAGAGUUUGUGAUGGAGAACUCCACUAAAAAGAAGCGAUUUUUACGAGGCGCUACGGACCGUUUUGAGUUCUCCUCCAAGGAGCUGGGAGACAUUGCUAGCAUCUGUCUGGGACACAUCCCUAAAGACGGCAAGAAGGUCAAAGUGGAGGCCUCCUGGUUUGUGGAGGAGGUUGUCGUCACGGAGAAAGAGCUGGGCAAUAAGUAUAUCUUCCGUUGUGACGCCGCCAUCCCUCUUUCCUCAAAACGGGACGAGUUCCAGACCUUCGAGUGCAGUAAGUUCAUCGAGAGCUUCACCAGCAAGGCCCAAAGCCUGGUGCCUGUAAAAUACGAGCUCAUCGUCAUCACGGGUGACGAGAAGGGCGCAGGCACCGACGCCAACGUCUUCAUCACCAUCUUCGGCUCCAACGGAGACUCCGGCCAGAGGCAGCUUACCAAGAAGUUCCAGAACCUGUUUGAGCGCGGCCAGACGAACCGCUUUAUUCUGGAACUGCUGGACCUGGGCGAUCUGCUCCGAAUGCACGUGGAACACGAUAACUCCGGACUCAGUCCCGGGUGGCUUCUGAGCAGGAUCGAGAUUACAAACACGGCCAACGCGGUGACCACCAUCUUCAUCUGUGGGAAAUGGCUGGAUAAAAACAAAGCGGACGGAAAGAUAAAGCGCGUGAUCUAUCCAAAGUAUUGAUAUUUAAUCAACCGGUCAAUGGUUGGGUCAGUAUUACUAAUGAAUAUUCAUUACACGCUAAUGUCGUACCAAACCUGUGUGACUAGAAGAAACAAUGGAACAAUUCAUUGCUGGAUGGAUUUGAGCUAUAAUUGAAUUUAAUUCCGAUAAGAAAGUCUUAUUACUAUAUGAAGAACUGUGAAAGAAUACCAACGUGAAGUCUGAAACAAUGAUGACACAGUUUUCAUUUUUGGGUGAACUAUCACUUUAAGUUAAAGUUGCAAUUGCAUUUAAUGUUGUUUGGCGAUUUUAUUGACAGUGGACUUUUUUUGUAUGCAAAAUCUGGCCAAUGUGAUGCAUGGGGUUUGUUGCAAAUCACUCUUUGUCUGGUUAUAUGGAUUUUUUUGGUUGAUGUUUUCAUUUUCCCACUAAAGUAAAUGGCAGCUGAUUUUCCACAUCACCUCAACACUUCAUCGAGCAGGUCAAUGAAAGAGCGGUUCAAGUGAACUGAAUUUAUGCCUUCAGUUUUAACCGGCCAAUCGAAUACACUCGCGUUGGGACUUUAAUCACAGAAUUCUGGUUUCAUGAACAUCCGGCCUGCUCAAGAUUCAGCUCGGCUCUUCUCAAAAACCUCCCAAAUGUUUGGAAACCGUUGAGUCCAGUCUUUCUCUAAUCUUCCAGAGUGCCACCUCACCAACGUGCCUCUAAAGAGUGUGUAUGAUUUGAUAGACGUGUGAAAGAUUAUUUGUAUUUUGAACAUUAUGAUUUUGUACAUAUUGUCACCUCUGUGAGGAGUACAAGUGUGUGAAGUAAAGCUCUG
This is a messenger RNA of Puntigrus tetrazona (Sumatra barb), 5354 nucleotides long. RefSeq names its product lipoxygenase homology domain-containing protein 1-like. Gene Ontology annotation, molecular function: protein binding. The record is from RefSeq and is a predicted model, not a curated record. NCBI's taxonomy places the organism in Eukaryota, Metazoa, Chordata, Actinopteri, Cypriniformes, Cyprinidae. The transcript has 27 exons. The coding region runs from base 176 to 4555 and encodes 1459 amino acids.